This is a messenger RNA of Hibiscus syriacus, 1335 nucleotides long. RefSeq lists its product as uncharacterized. Lineage: Eukaryota; Viridiplantae; Streptophyta; Magnoliopsida; Malvales; Malvaceae. The coding region runs from base 1 to 1335 and encodes 444 amino acids. The record is from RefSeq and is a predicted model, not a curated record. The transcript is spliced from 6 exons.
AUGAAAGGUUUACGGAGCAGCGGACGCAAUGGAUCGUCUUGUUCUUCGCAAUCAAAGAAGAGCAGAGGUUCAAGUUCUCGACCUCAGAACAUAGCAGAAUCCGCAAUAUCCUCGGAUAUAGGAUCAAAUCCAGAAAUAACAAGACAAUCUUAUUCAGUAGAAUUUGGAGUAGAUAAGCCGAAGCAAUGUCUGCAUUGUGGGAAGAACCAUAGUGGAGUGUGCAGACGGGUCUCCGGAGCAUGUUUUAAAUAUUGUCGACUGAAGCGAGUGCAGUUAACAAGUCUGGAGGGAUUGGAAGUUAGUGUGGUCAGUGAAAGAAUCCAUCCUUUAGCUAAUGUGAUAUCGAUGAUGUCAACUCAUAAGUUGACGCAGUAUAGAUGUCAAGAGUACAUUGCUAAUGUAAUCGAUACAAGAGCUACAGGAAGUAAUCUUGAAGAUAUUUCGACAGUCAGAGAAUUUCCAGAUGUGUUUCCGUAUGAUUUACCGGGGUUACCUCUAGAUAGGGAGGUUGAGUUUAAAAUUGAAGUGAUGUCAGGAUCAUCACCCAUUUCGAUAGCUCCUUAUAGGAAUGCUCUAAGAGAGUUGAAAGAGUUAAAAACUCAGUUGCAAGAGCUUUUGGAUAAAAGGUUUAUUAGACCUAGUGUGUCUCCAUGGGGUGCUCUGGUGUUAUUCGUAAAGAAGAAAGAUGGUUUGAUGCACCUCUGUAUAGAUUAUCGUCAGCUUAAUAAGAAAAGUUUUGAAGCAUUGAAGAAAGUUCUGACCGAAGCUCCGGUGUUGGUGCAACCAAAAUCAAACAAGGAUUUUACAAUUUUCAUCGAUGCUUCCCAUAAUGGUUUGGGAUAUGUCCUAAUGCAAGAUGUGAAGGUAGUUGCUUAUGCCUCGAGACAGCUGAAGCCUCAUGAAAAGAACUAUCUGAUACAUGAUCUGGAGCUAGCAACUGUGGUCUUUGCAUUGAAAAUUUGGCGGAAAAGUAACGUUGUAGCAGAUGCUCUCAGUCGGAAGACUUUUACUGCUUUGCGUAGAUUGAAUGCUCGGGAUUCAAUUUGGAUAAUUGUUGAUCGUCUUACAAAGACUGCCUAUUUCAUUCCUGUACAAACGGACAUCUCUAUGGAGAAACAUGCGGAGUUGUAUAUCAAAGAGAUAGUGCGACUUCAUGCCUAUCAGUUAGCGUUACCACCAGAGAUGGAAAAGAUUCACAAUGUCUUCCAUGUGUCUAUGCUUCAGCGGUAUCGAUCUGAUCCUACGCACAUCAUAACUCCAGAUAAAAUAGAAGGUCAAUAUGAUUUGACAUAUGAGGAAGAACCGGUGCAGAUUCUAGCUUUCGAGAGCAAGUAG